AUGAAUAUCGACAAACAAGCAGCGAAUAGUAAUGCUACAACAAUAAAAAGAGACUUUCAAGAAUAUUCAAAGUUAUUCCGAAACAUGACUAUGAGUAUUGUCAUCAGUUACUCCAAUAACAAACCUUUUGAGUUGACGACAUUCAAAAAAGUAAAAUCUGUUGAAUUCAUUCAGAAGUUGGAAAAGAGAAUUUUCCAGAAACUCCGCCUUAAUUAUGUUUGCAGCGUGACAGAAAAUUUCUUGAAUCAGGUGUCGGCAUAA
This is a messenger RNA of Clunio marinus, 261 nucleotides long. The record is from the annotation of a GenBank genome assembly. NCBI's taxonomy places the organism in Eukaryota, Metazoa, Arthropoda, Insecta, Diptera, Chironomidae.